UUCAUUUCGAACACUUGAUCGUGCAAAUUUCGUAAGAAAUGGAUUCGAAAGCUUUCUCUCUCUUUUGUGUUGGUUUGUUCGCUCUGUGCUGUCAUUCUGUGUUCUCUGAAACUCCCGCUCCUACGACAUCGGCUGUUUCUAACGCUACGACUUCUUCGCCGACGACACCCAAACCAGCGCCAUCAUGCGAAGCUCUGAACACCUCUUGUGGUGCUUGUACCGACGAUUCUAAGUGUUUUUGGUGUGCUUCGGAUUCGACUUGUAAAAAAUAUCCGGCAAGCAAAAUUAUACCUCGAGAUUGUAAAGGGAAUAAGUGGUACUUUCAACAGUGCUUUGCUCCUGGUUACAUAGUAAUAAUUGUGAUACCAUCAGUUGCGGGAGCAAUUCUUCUUGCACUGGGCUGCUGCAUCUACUGUUGUUGCUGUCGCAGCAAAGGAUCCAGUGGUUUAGAUAAAGAAACGCGUAGGAUCAGACAAAGACGAGAAGAAGCCCGGCAAAAGAGCGAGGCCAGGAGGGCUGAGCGCCAGAAAAGAACAGAUGCAAUACGACAAAAAUAUGGACUUCUUACUAAUGAAGAUGACAAUGAAGUUGUAUAAUUAACUGAAAGACAUUGAAAUGAUUCUAAUAACAAAAUAAUAUACAUGUACUGUACAUACCUUUUUUGAUACACAAGUGGCAUCUUGAAUCCCCAAUUUUUUUUCCCAAAGUUUUUUUUUCUUUUGCUUUGUAUUAUUCUUAUAAAAAUUCUACAAUAAUAAUUCUAUUUCCAUAUUGUCUCAGAAAGUUCCAUAAUUAUUGAUCAUGGCAUGAUUUUAUUUGUUAAUUUCACUUUGAAACUGCAUGUCCCUUGGUUUCUGUGAAUGUGGUCCACAUACUUAUUGUAGAAAUGAUGUACUUCAUCCACUCUGAUUGGCUAUAUUUAUUCUAAAUGAGAAUGAUAUUUAAUGCYGUCAUAUUGAUUGACAGCUUCUCAGAUAGAUUUUCAGAAGAGGGGUUGGGUGGGGGUUGUAUUUGAAGUUUUGAAACAUAUAUGAAAUAAGAUCAAAUAAAUGUUGCUCAUURUUUUUAUGUUGUUUUGUAAAAUGUAACRUUUUUUCAUUCAGUCUUGAUAAUGGCUYKGURAGCCGAAARCUMGACGAAAAUAAAUAUCUUUUAGGUUGAAGUAGCGCUUACAUYGUAAUAAUAYAUGAMAUAAUUAUGCUUGUUCUGCUGUUUAAAAGAGAUCAUAUCUAAUGAGAUUACCAGCACAUACAGUAAACACACUUAACCUGUGUAACUGCAAUAUUGGUAUGAUGACUUGUAAUASGAAGGGACAAUAUGAUUUAGCAUCAUUUUUGUUGUUUCACAGGUUGAAUGUGUAAACUAAAUGGAUUUGGUCGUCUUAAACAAUUCAUCCAGUAUAAUUUUGCUGACAGGACACUAGCURAUAUACAAAGAAAAAAAACUGAUUUUGCUGCUGAUAAUUCUGCAAUAAAAGAAAGAUUUCUAUUGUA
This is a messenger RNA of Exaiptasia diaphana, 1493 nucleotides long. Its product is annotated as pituitary tumor-transforming gene 1 protein-interacting protein. Bases 39 to 596 code for a protein of 185 amino acids. Gene Ontology annotation, biological process: protein import into nucleus. Lineage: Eukaryota; Metazoa; Cnidaria; Anthozoa; Actiniaria; Aiptasiidae. Gene Ontology annotation, cellular component: nucleus; cytoplasm. The transcript has 2 exons. The record is from RefSeq and is a predicted model, not a curated record.